Musca vetustissima is the source of this 1626-nucleotide messenger RNA. RefSeq names its product transcription factor grauzone-like. The record is from RefSeq and is a predicted model, not a curated record. The coding region runs from base 1 to 1626 and encodes 541 amino acids. Gene Ontology annotation, cellular component: nucleus. Lineage: Eukaryota; Metazoa; Arthropoda; Insecta; Diptera; Muscidae. The transcript has 5 exons. Gene Ontology annotation, molecular function: DNA-binding transcription factor activity; zinc ion binding.
AUGUUAUGCUGUGUGUGUGUCUGCAAUGCAUCCGGUGUUGCCAUUGGUGUCUUUGGAAAUAUCGGAACCCAAUUAAGCAUAGCCCAGACAAUCGAUAAACACUUGUGGUUUAAGCCCAAAUCCAAUGACAAAAUAUGUGAGAAUUGUUGGAGAACCCUCAAAGAAUUCCACGAAUUCUAUGAGACUGUCCAAAAAGCCCACAAACAAUUGGAAGAAAAUGAAACGGUGCUCAUCAAAGAAGAAGAAGAUGAAGGACAUGCCCCAGAAUCAGUAACAACAAUUAAAGAUGAAUUCGAUGAGCCAUCGGAAGAAGAGAAACCACCAAAUCAACUUGAAGUUGAAAUGGAAACAAAUCUAAGCAAUAUCGCAAUGACGGCAAAUGAAGUGGAAAAAAAUCCUCUGGAAGAUGAUGACCACCAUCAUGGAAUCAUUGAUGGCGAUGUGGAUGGCUAUGAUUCACAACAUGAUAGCCUCUAUGAUGCUGACUAUGUAGCAGCAUCAUCAGCACCAUCAUCUUCUUCUUCGUCAAGUUCCUCAGCCGAGGACGAUCAUCAGCCAGUUGAAACCGGCACGACAAAUGAAAAGAUAUCGAAAGUUAAACGGAAAAGGAGAAAACAGUCCAUGGAAGAAAGUAAAAAAGAUGAAUCGAUUGCACCGCGUAAGAAACGUAAAAGAUUGGACCCCAAACUAACCGAGCAGAUGAUACAGAAACACAUCUCGAUGAUAUGUAAUCUGUGUAAUUUCGAUUGCAAAACAUUUGUAGAGGUUGGCAAGCACUUUAAAGAGUGUCACCCGAAAAUAAAACCCUAUAUAAUGUGUUGCAAUAAACGUUUUACCCGGCGCCAUUAUAUAGCACAACAUGCCCUGCAACAUGAGGAUCCAAAUUGUUUCAGAUGUGAAGAAUGUAAUAAGUCCUUCAAGACCACAUACAAUUUACAUACGCACAAUCUCUCAUUUCAUCAACACGAAGAAGAUGGAGUACACGCCUGUGAAUUUUGUCCACAGAAAUUUCCGCGACGUAAACUCUUGGAGUUUCAUAAGCCAACACAUAUACCCAAGGACCAAUGGUCAUUCUUUUGCAUGAAAUGUCCAACACCGAGGCCUUUUGCCAGUGAAUAUUUGCUGAAGACCCACGAAAGUGUUCAUAAACGAGAAACAAACAUCUGUCAUGUUUGUGCCAAAGAAAUCAAAGAUAAAUAUCUAUUCGAGAAACAUGUACGCCUUCAUUUUGAGGAUAGUGGACCGCGUGUUAAAUGUCCCUACCCGGAUUGUGAAAGUUGGCUAAAGGAUGAAUAUAAUUUAAAGGAUCAUUUGCGUAGGCACAACAGUGAGGGUAUUAUCUAUAAAUGCCCGGAAUGCGACAAGGUAUGUAAGAAUCGUAAAGCUUUGUCGCAACACAAACGGAAUAAUCAUUCCAAUCGUCAGUAUAAAUGUUCGCAGUGUGAAAAGGUGUUCAAAAAGGCAAUAACAUUGAAGGAACAUAUGGCCCAUCACACAGGUGAAAGUCUCUAUAAAUGUCCCUUCUGUCCGAGAACAUUUAAUUCCAACGCAAAUAUGUAUUCACACAAAAAGAAACAGCAUUCAAUGUUGAAUGGUAAAAAUAAAAGUGAUAAGGCUGCCUUUUGA